AUGGCAGGAUACGAUUACGGCGGCAGCCCAGGCAGUGACUGGGGCCAUGGCCAUCCACCCGGUGGUAGUGAGCCCCCGUACCGGAUGGACCAAGAACAUUCCAAUCUCACGCCGGCUCUGCCCCGACACAAUGGCGGUCAUGGUAAUCAGGGGGGGAGACAGCCGGCCUCCCCCUCAUUGAGCGCUGAGAAUACCGACACCGAGUCGAGGCGCAGCGGGGAGAGGAACGGGUCGAGGCCACGGGGUUCUAGGUCGGCCAGUGGCCAGGUGCGCACUUGCAAGAAAUGUGGCGAGCCGUUAACGGGGCAGUUUGUGCGUGCACUGGAUGGGACAUUCCACUUGGACUGCUUCAAGUGUCGGGACUGUGGCCAGAUUGUAGCCUCGAAAUUCUUCCCAGCCGAUGAUGGAGAUGGCACAGGGCAGUACCCCCUCUGCGAGACCGACUACUUCCGCCGACUCGGGUUGCUAUGCCACCAAUGCAACGGCGCACUUCGGGGGUCUUACAUCACCGCCCUCGAGCGCAAGUAUCACGUCGACCACUUUACUUGUUCCCUGUGCCCGACCGUGUUUGGAGCCCAGGACAGCUACUACGAACACGAUGAUCAGGUCUACUGCCACUACCACUACUCCACCCAGUUUGCCCAACGCUGCAACGGUUGUCAGGCCUCCAUUCUUAAGCAGUUCGUCGAGAUCUUCCGAAACGGCCAGAACCAGCACUGGCACCCUGAAUGCUACAUGAUCCACAAGUUUUGGAAUGUCCGCCUCAACCCGCCCCAGGAUGUGCCCGCCCCAAUCCCAGAUGACCCAGCUGGCCGCGAACUUGUCCGCGAAGAGGAGGAGCGUAUGGAAGAGAAGGUUUACCGGAUAUGGAGCGUCCUGUCAACAUUCGAGGAGUCGUCGGCCGCUUGCAUAUCAGACAUGCUGCUGCAUGUAAGUAAUGGCGCAUAUAUCGACGGUGUCAUGGUCGCCAAGAGGUUUAUCUUCCAUGUCGACAUUCUCUUCCGGUCCGCCGAUAGGCUCGAUGGGUCCAUGGCCCAUCUCGAGAUGAACUGUAGGAAUGAGCCCUCUUUCGCUGCAGGUCUUGCUCAUUACCUCAAACUCCUAAUCCGGAUUUGCCUCCAAGGAGCGCUCCGCAUAGAGAAAGAGCGCAAGAACGCGGAGGGUCUCUACCACUUCUUGGGCGAUCUCAACGACUUGGAGACGCUCAAGGCGGACGACAACUCCACCACCACACUGCAGUUAACCUCUGGCAUGUCGAGACUCUCGGCCCAUGAUUCAGACCAGUGCGCGUCUUGCCGGAAACCGAUCGAGGACGAGUGUGCGAAGAUCGAGGAUAAGAGAUGGCACCUGGGAUGUGCCAACUGCUCGCGAUGUGGCAAGGAGCUUGGGCGAAACCUCCAGGAUGCGCACCUCAAUCCCUAUGAUGCCAAGAUCUUCUGCAGCAGCUGCGAACCCAACACGCCGCCGAAUGCGGCGCCGCUUGAGCAUGUUACCAAGCUGCAACAAUACGUCUUUUUGCUCCAGGUCGCGCUGGCCAGGCUCCUCGAGAUCCUUCGGGCUAGUGGCUCGAUCCCUAGUUUUUCGGAUGACCCGAAUGGGGAUGGUUCAGGCCCGACUGAAGGGCGAUCAGGACCACACGGGGGCCAGUAUCCUAGGCAUCACAGGGAGUCGUCUUAUGAGAGCGCUCUCAACGAUGUCAAGAGGUUAAAGAGCACCCGUCUGGACAAGCACCUGUCGUCGAGCUUUAGGAAAGCCCGCACAUCGCGAAUCCUGGACGGACCUGAAAGCAGUAGCGCACGCCCCGGGUCGGCCGGCGGCGGCCAAGGGGAGGGCGGCUUUAACAAGCACUUUUCCAUCGUCGAGGAAAGGGGGCCUAUCGACGAAGAGGACAUAAUGUUGCCCAAUCAGGAUGCGAUAACGCUGGAUGACAUCCCUCGGAUUAUCGCGGCGGAACAAGCGAGAGAGCAACAACGGCCCUACCCACCCCCAGGACAAGAGCUUUUCCGUUCGACAACAGGCGAGCCUCAGUUUGGCUCCGGUGAACCCGUGGGCGGCAACGGCCAUCAGCGCAGCCUCUCAGACGGCAAGGGGCCAGGGUCUCGCGCUCCUGGCGGACAGCCUGGUUUGCGCAGCCGGCGCUAUUUCUCUGAAUUAUCCGGGCUGGAAUACUUCAUUGUGAGGCAUCUUGCCGUCCUGACCAUGCACCCCAUGGUGGAAUCCGAGUUCACACUUGAGGAACUCCUUGGCUUCAUUGAAAGCAAAAAGCCAGCCAACUUCUGGAAGAACAUCGGCAAGGCUUUCAAGAACGAUGGUCGCAAGAACGUUAAGAAGAAGGGGGUUUUCGGCGUGCCCUUGGAGGUUAUCAUCGAGAGGGAUGGCGCAGAAUCCACAGACGGCGUCGGACCUGGCACCCUGCGGAUCCCCGCCGUUGUGGACGAUAUCAUCUCGUCCAUGAAACAGAUGGACCUCUCCGUGGAGGGUGUCUUCCGUAAGAACGGCAACAUCAAGAAGCUCGGCGAGCUCGUGGAGAAGAUCGACAAGGAGGAGCAGGUAGACUUCAGCUCAACCCAAGCCGUCCAAGUAGCCGCCCUGCUGAAGCGUUACCUCCGAGACCUACCGGACCCCUUGAUGACACAGAAGCUUUACCGGUUGUGGCUGGCUGCUGCCAAGAUCCAGGACGAGCAAAAGAUGCGGCGCUGUCUCCAUUUGACUUGCUGCUUACUCCCAAAACCCAACCGGGACUCCUUGGAGAUUCUAUUUUGUUUCCUGAAAUGGGUUGGGUCGUUUCACCAAGUCGAUGACGAGUCGGGGUCCAAAAUGGACAUCAAAAACCUGGCCACUGUCAUCGCGCCCAACGUCUUAUUCGACAGGAAUAAGCUGUCCAGCUUUGAUAACGAGCCCAUGUUUGCGAUUCAAGUGGUGGAGAUGUUGAUAGCAAACAUCGGGGAGAUGUGUUUGGUUCCCGAUGAUCUUGUCGACAUCCUGAGCGACCAGGGGUUGUUCAACUCCACCGGGGAGCUGACCAGCAAAGAAAUCCUCAAGAAGUUCUCUGACCGGGCCGCAAACAGGCUCGGCCCGCAACAGUAUGCCGAAGUCACCGAAAUCGUCGGCCGGCACGAAAUCCCCACUCGCCCACCGCCCAGGCGGAUAGAGACCGACCCGUCCCAGUGGCAGCAGGAGAGCAGUGCCCGCCCAGUUCAAGAGCCGAUGUCUUACGGCCCACCCCACGCGGCGACGCCGCCGCCGAAACGAGGGCCAUACGACGCGCCGCCGUACGGUCAGUUCGACCCUCAAGGGGGCCCAACGCCAGACGGCAGCGGCCGUGGCGGUAGCCAACUUCAACCGCAGCCACAACAACAGCAACCGCCGCCGCAGCAACAGUCACAACAGCAGCAAAGAGAGUGGCGCAACUCGGGGUGGGGGAGGCAGAAUAGCGGGUUGACGACCAGCAGCGUCUAG
Molecule: messenger RNA, 3459 nt
Organism: Chaetomium globosum CBS 148.51
Lineage: Eukaryota; Fungi; Ascomycota; Sordariomycetes; Sordariales; Chaetomiaceae
Exons: 4
Coding region: 1-3459 (1152 amino acids)
Biological process (GO): actin cytoskeleton organization; signal transduction
Cellular component (GO): cytoplasm
Source: RefSeq, a predicted model, not a curated record